AGACCAAUCCAAGGUACCUACUGAAGAUCUAGAUACAUCAGCCUGGAAAAUUGAGCUGGUCUUUAAACCUCGCGCACUCCCAAGAUACGCACAUGUUCUAUACCAAACCCAUUCAGUCCUUUGAAAAAUAUGAAACGUCAAUGCUAGAGAAAACAAACGUAUCACCAUAGUUUCAACUACACAGAAGCUCUGAGACGAGCCAUGCUUGCUCGACAUCCUCUAUAAUCAAUACCAAACACAUGGUGGGACUUCUAACUUGAUGAAUCCAAUUCAACAAAAUGUCCAAGGAAGGAAUGCAGUUGCUUCUCAAGGUCCGACUGGCCGACCAAGCAGAGAGGUAUGACGACAUGGUCAAGUUCUUAAAUGAUCUUGUAGAGAACCAUUCUGGAAACUUCUUCGACCCCUCACUGCUUCAUCACAUCUCUGUGGCAUACAAGAACGCUGUGGGGGAACGUCGGGCAUCGUGGAGGAGCGUGAACGCCUGGGAGGGGAGUGGUGAAGAGGAGGCGGCUGUCAUGCAUGCCUACCUGGAAACUAUAGCAACAGAACUGUUGGACAUAUGCACACAGAUGUUGGAACUCAUAAACACGCAUCUUCUUCCCAAGACGAAAGACCGCGCCAAUGAAAUUCUCCUGCUGAAGCUAAAGGGAGACUACUUCCGGUACAAAGCGGAAGUGCAGACGGAAGAAGAUAAGCAAGGUUCCGUGGAGAGCGCCGACGCGGCGUACUCGGAGGCCAUGAGGAAGGUGAGGGGGGUGCUGCGGCCGUGUGACCCAGUGAGGCUGGAACUGGCUCUCAACUACUCCGUACUCAAGUUCGAGAUGCAAGAGCAGGAGGAGGCGUGCAAGAUAGCCAAGCUGGCGUUUGAGGACGCCAUGGAUACUGUGCAUAAAGUAGACGGGGACGACUACGUGAACAGUACCAGCACCAUGCAGAUACUGAGGGACAAUCUGGUUCAAUGGACGCUGAUGACGGACAGGAAGUAAAAGGAAUACACAUCUUACCAAACUGUCUGACGUGGACUGACGAAAGUUUGCCGUGUGGAAUAAAUCCACUUUUGAUUAGACAAGAUUCAAACUACAUGUCACCAGCACCUCAAUUAUUCCGUGCUGGCAUCGCUCCAGAUUGUGUGGCAUCGCAGGCAUAUGUGGGAGUCAGACGGUAGUGGGCAGAGGUCUGACGCUGUGUUAUUGUUAACUUUUCCGAAAGACAUUUCGUUUAUGAAUAUCUGAAAUAUGCGUUAACCAUUGCAGUAAGCCGCGUAAAGGGUUGGUUCUAUCAAAGGUAUUUUAUCUUUCUUUGUAUUGUGUAAUAAACAGAAUAUAAUGUCAA
This is a messenger RNA of Haliotis rufescens (red abalone), 1332 nucleotides long. Its product is annotated as 14-3-3 protein sigma-like. The record is from RefSeq and is a predicted model, not a curated record. The coding region runs from base 279 to 986 and encodes 235 amino acids. Gene Ontology annotation, biological process: signal transduction. The transcript is spliced from 5 exons. Lineage: Eukaryota; Metazoa; Mollusca; Gastropoda; Lepetellida; Haliotidae. Gene Ontology annotation, cellular component: cytoplasm.